AUGCGGCUGCCCGCGCUUUUCGGGCGGCUGAAGGCGGCGGUCGUCGGGGUGGUGCACGUGGGAGCGCUGCCAGGGACACCAAGAAGUUCUCUUCCGUUGACCCAGAUCAUUGAUCAAGCUUGUCAAGAGGCAGAAGCUUACAAGGAUGCUGGAGUUGAUGGCUUGAUAGUAGAAAACAUGCAUGAUCUUCCUUACACGGUGUGUCCUGGGCCUGAAGUAACUGCAGCAAUGACAGUCAUUAGUGCUGCAGUAAGACAAACCUGCCCCCAUCUCGCGCUGGGUGUCCAGAUCCUGUGUGCUGCGAAUCAACAGGCAAUAGCGGUUGCUCUUGCUGCAGGUCUUGAUUUUAUCCGGGCUGAAGGGUUUGUGUUUUCUCAUGUUGCUGAUGAAGGGAUUAUAAAUGCCUGUGCAGGUAACCUGCUACGAUACAGAAAACAAGUUGGAGCAGAAAACAUUCAAAUUUUUGCUGAUAUUAAAAAGAAACAUAGUGCUCACGCGCUGACGGCAGAUGUCGGUGUGGCCGAGACAGCUUUGGCUGCCGCGCUCUUCCUGGCUGAUGGGGUUGUACUGACUGGCACGGCUACCGGAUUGCCCGCAGAUCCUCAGGAGCUGAAAGAGGUUAAACAUGCUGUGAAGAUUCCUGUGUUGAUUGGGUCUGGAGUGACUCUGGAGAAUGUGAGGUAUUACUUGGAUGCAAAUGCUCUAAUAAUUGGUUCGUAUUUCAAGAAACAAGGUUAUUGGGCAAAUGGUGUUGAUCCUGACCGAGUAAAGAAGUUUAUGGAACACAUAAGUAAACUGAGAGAAUGAGUUUAUCAGCAAACAGUAUUUUUUUUGUGUGGUGUGUAUAAGUGCAGUAUGAUACAUUGUACAGAAUUAAUGCACAAACGUGUGCUUGAACGGCUCAUAACACUA
Gavia stellata (red-throated loon) is the source of this 912-nucleotide messenger RNA. RefSeq lists its product as hypothetical. The transcript is spliced from 6 exons. The record is from RefSeq and is a predicted model, not a curated record. NCBI's taxonomy places the organism in Eukaryota, Metazoa, Chordata, Aves, Gaviiformes, Gaviidae. Bases 1 to 807 code for a protein of 268 amino acids.